Molecule: messenger RNA, 707 nt
Organism: Pneumocystis murina B123
Lineage: Eukaryota; Fungi; Ascomycota; Pneumocystomycetes; Pneumocystales; Pneumocystaceae
Exons: 2
Coding region: 27-707 (226 amino acids)
Source: RefSeq, a predicted model, not a curated record
UAAGUUAUAAACUUAAGGUUAAAAAUAUGCUUUCGCCUUUAAUUUUUGUGUACUUUUUUAUAUUUAUUGUCUCUGUAUCUGCUAAAUCUCAUUGUGUUGAUCAUCUAGCAGAUUCACAAUAUUUAUCAGAUAUAUCAAAGGAGUGCUAUAGAUCAGUUAUUAAGACUUCAUCUUGUCGUGGGAUUUAUGAUAUAAAAUGUAUAUGUUCUUCAGAAAACUAUAAAUUGGAUAUUUUUUCAUGUAUUCUUGAAAAAAAUAGAAUAGAUGGUUAUAACAUGGCCGUAUUUUUUCAAGAAACGUGUAAAGAUCUUAAGAAUAUUUCGAAAGAUUGUCUUGAAAAAAAAAAAAAGCCUGUUCCUGAGAAAACAUUAUCAGUUGCUGAGCAAAACGUAGUUUUUGAUCCUUUUCUAAGUAUAGAUGAUUUUAUGGCUCAAGUAAGACAAGAAAUGGAAAAAGAUAUGGCACAAAAAUGUAUUGAACAAGGGAAUUGCAAAGGUCGUUUUGAUUCUACAUGUUCUAUUCUCUAUAUGUUUAGUACUCCGCAAGGAUCUGCGACAAAAACCGCUUCAGUAAAGGCAUCGCAAACUGAUGGAUCAGUUUUACUUAAUUUUGCUUCAACCGAUUUAGGUUUAUUUAGUAGUUUUUCAAAUUUAAUCAAAUUAUUUAUUGCUGUGAUUUCAUUAAUGUUUCUUUCUAUAGUUUUUUAA